CCCCCAAAAAAAUCCUGGUUAUAAAAAGGCACACAGAGGAACAAGACUCUUGAAUUAAGCAGCAUAGAAUAAUCGAACAUUCCUACCUGUGUCUUUCACCACGCCGUCGCUCGAUAGCGGCGUCUCUCGGCAGCCAUGUCUACUAUUCAACAGAUCAAAAACUUCAUCCGCCACGGCAAACAAGCUCGUGUUGGUAAUUUUAACGAAGAGCCGCAAAAGAAUGAAGCCCCCCAGCCGAUACCACAGCCACCCCCGGAGAAAACUGCAGCAACAGGUCCUGUAUAUGGCAUACCCGCCGGAAACCAGGAGCCCCUGUCAGCGUACUCAGAAGCUCCCAACGAUCAGCAGAACCGAGCUGCGCAGGCAGGCAAUGCCGCAGCCCACCAUGUCGAGCCGGCUCAGGCCAAUGGUACCAAGGGCAGGAGGGUAGAUGAGGCGAACCUGGCUCAAAUUGUUGCUGAAGAAAAUGCCAGCAAGGGAAAGUUCCCGAAAUACCCUGAUUUGGAUCGAUGGGAGCUCCUAGAAAAAAUGGGCGAUGGUGCUUUCAGCAAUGUUUAUCGUGCGCGCGACCUGACCGGAGAGCAUGGCGAGGUUGCCAUCAAGGUCGUUCGCAAGUAUGAGAUGAAUCGUAUGCAAGGAAACAAACAUUUACAUCCAGACUUUCAAAAGAUUCCAAAAGCUGCAGAGCGCUCGAAUAUUUUGAAAGAAGUUCAGAUCAUGCGUCAGCUUGACCACCCCAACAUCGUCAAGCUCAUUGAAUUUUCCGAAUCCAAGCAGUACUACUACAUCGUGCUGGAGCUGGCUCCCGGUGGCGAGUUGUUCCACCAGAUCGUACGACUGACGUACUUCAGCGAGGAGCUGUCUCGCCAUGUCAUUGUCCGAGUGGCCAGGGCGCUGGAGUACCUGCACGAAGAGAAGGGUGUUGUCCAUCGCGACAUCAAGCCUGAAAACAUCCUCUUCAACCCGAUACCCGUCAUUCCGUCCAAGCACCCAAAACCCAAGCAGCCAGGAGAUGAGGAUAAGGUCGAUGAGGGCGAGUUCAUCCCUGGAUAUGGAGGAGGCGGCAUUGGCGAAAUCAAGAUUGCCGACUUCGGCCUCUCCAAGAUUGUGUGGGAAACACAAACCAUGACACCCUGCGGCACCGUUGGCUACACUGCACCCGAGAUCGUCAAGGAUGAGAGAUAUUCCAAGUCGGUUGAUAUGUGGGCACUUGGUUGUGUUCUCUACACAUUACUAUGUGGCUUCCCGCCUUUCUAUGACGAAAGUAUCGAAGUCUUGACGGAAAAGGUUGCCAAGGGCCAGUACACCUUCCUGUCGCCUUGGUGGGACGACAUCUCCAAGUCUGCCAAGGAUCUGAUCAGCCAUCUUUUGACGGUGGAUCCCGAAAAGCGUUACACCAUCCGAGAGUUUCUUGCCCACCCAUGGAUCCAAGAAGUAGGACCAACCCCUAAAAAUGAAAAGAGACCCGAGGUUGUGCCGAUCAAGCCAUUUGCAACCGCCCAAUUCGAGGAUUCCGGAAAGCGAUACGAUUUCCGAUCCCCUGCAGCUGUUAAUCUCCGUGAGGUUUUCGAUGUCAGUUAUGCUGUUCAUCGUCAAGGAGAGGAAGAAAUGAGAAGGGCCCAGAUUGGAGCAAGAGCUGGAGGUGCUGGAAGACCUCUUGGUGGUCUCAAUGAAGAAGACGAAGAGGAGGAGGAGGAAGACAGCGAUGCUGAUAACAUGGAUAUCGACAAGGACACCAACAGCAAAACUCAGGCUCUAGAGCAGAGGAUGCAAAGGGCCAAUAUCCAAGACCAUGACAAUACUCAUACUCGUGGUCGCGAGCGAGAGCGAGCCGGUGAGAGAGGCUAUGGGCAGCAUUCCGCGGCCGUGACCGCUGCUGCACGACAGCAAGUGCGCGAACGACAGCGACAAAAGGGCGCAUUUGAGCUCAAUCUUGACAACGCAACACUGCUGGGGAAGCGAGGCAAAAAGAUUCCCGUCAUGGGAGCGUAGAAGCUCAAUGUGGAUGAGCAAUCAAAGCCCGCGACACCGGAAGAUAAAGCUGCCGUCGAUGGCAUCUUUGCCAUUGACUUCUCACCCACAAGCGAGUCACCGCCUCGCGUGGAUGAGUCCUUUAUACGCGACAUUUUACAA
Messenger RNA from Trichoderma asperellum CBS 433.97, 2133 nucleotides. The record is from RefSeq and is a predicted model, not a curated record. Lineage: Eukaryota; Fungi; Ascomycota; Sordariomycetes; Hypocreales; Hypocreaceae.